Messenger RNA from Trichosurus vulpecula (common brushtail), 1782 nucleotides. It is a transcript of the gene ADORA3, whose product is annotated as adenosine A3 receptor. The record is from RefSeq and is a predicted model, not a curated record. The transcript has 2 exons. Gene Ontology annotation, biological process: G protein-coupled adenosine receptor signaling pathway. NCBI's taxonomy places the organism in Eukaryota, Metazoa, Chordata, Mammalia, Diprotodontia, Phalangeridae. Gene Ontology annotation, cellular component: dendrite; synapse; membrane. Gene Ontology annotation, molecular function: G protein-coupled adenosine receptor activity. The coding region runs from base 390 to 1346 and encodes 318 amino acids.
GAGGGAAGUUUAAGGGUAGCAGUAAACAAGGAGCUUGAGACUGUCCCUUUGGGGAAUCAACAGCAACAGCUUUGGAGAGCCACUCUUGGAAGACUCCAGUCCGCAAAGAACCUUCCAUCAAGACUCACAGGAUCUUAGUGGUGAUGCAAUCCUUACAGAAGUUUAUACGGCUUUGCUCUUCGGUGGAUACUCUGUAAGGGUCAGGGUGUCUCCAAGAGCACUCUCCACUAGCAAGGAAAAGAAAUGGGUGAAUUAUGAGUCUUGACAAUUGCUGAUCUUGAGCUUCUGGGGAGGUCCUCUAUAGAACUGAUAUCUUAGUGCCAGCCUCACCGCCUCCAAUUGGUUCCUUGCCUGCACCACCUACUCAUCUCCCAACUGGAAAAAAAAAAAUGCUUGGAAACGACACAACCCUGACACCUGGGAGCAUAAUGUAUAUCACUGUAGAGAUUGUAAUUGGACUUUGUGCCAUCGUAGGCAAUGUGCUCGUCAUCUGGGUGGUGAAGUUGAACCCAGGCCUGCAGAAUACCACCUUCUACUUCAUUGUCUCUCUGGCCCUGGCUGACAUCGCUGUGGGAGUGCUGGUCAUGCCUCUCGCCAUUGUGAUUAGCUUGGGCAUCACCAUUCAUUUCUAUAACUGCCUUUUUAUGACCUGUCUGCUGCUGGUCUUUACCCACGCCUCCAUCAUGUCCUUGGUGGCCAUUGCUGUGGACCGCUACCUGAGGGUCAAGCUCACAAUCAGAUACAAGAGAGUGAUCACUCAGAAAAUCAUAUGGAUGGCCCUGGGGUUCUGCUGGCUGGUGUCCAUCCUGGUCGGGCUGGUUCCCAUGUUUGGCUGGAACGAGAGACUGAGCCCAGGGGUCUCUGGGAAUGCCAGCUUCCUCCCGUGCCGCUUCCGUUCCGUGAUGAGGAUGGACUACAUGGUCUAUUUCAGCUUUUUCACCUGGAUCCUCAUCCCGUUGAUCAUUAUGUGUGCCAUCUAUAUUGACAUUUUCUAUGUCAUCCGGAACAAGCUCAGACAGAACUUCACUGGCUCUAAAGAGACAGGUGCAUUCUAUGGGAGGGAAUUCAAGACAGCCAAGUCCCUGCUUCUUAUCCUCUUCUUGUUUGCCGUAUCCUGGCUGCCUCUGUCCAUCAUCAACUGUGUUUCUUAUUUCUUCCCUGAUGCUUACAUACCCCAAGAGUUGCUCUGCUUGGGCAUCCUGCUGUCUCAUGCCAACUCCAUGAUGAAUCCCAUUGUGUAUGCUUGCAAAAUAAAGAAGUUCAAAGAAACCUACCUCCUGAUCCUCAAAUCCUAUGUCCUACACAUACCUUCUGUGUCCUUGAGCACUGAACAAAUUUCAGAAUAGAGAUCCUGGGAAUGACAAUUGCCCUUGACUCUCAUCACUUCUUUUGCUGGAGACUGAGGGAGUCCUUUGGUUCAGCAUCUCAUUAACUGGAUCUACACAUCCCCCUCUGUCUUUGCUCUGCAGAGGAUUGGACUCCAGAUGGCAGCUAUUAGAAAACUCAGCCACCCGUACUCUGCUCUUCGUUAAUCUUAUGGGGAAGUCUGAGCAACAAGUGCCAGAGAUUGCUUCAUUUCUUUAUCUCUAAAAUGGGAACUCCAAGACUCAGUAGGUGGUAAACAUGUUGGACGAUGAUUGAGGUCUGAGCCAUUGUAUCCACCUUCCUCCUAACAACGGCCCUGUUGGAAGGAUGGAUGGGAAGCAGGCUGAACAGAAUGGUGGUUUGAACUACUUAGUUAACUUGCAGGCAUACUUGAUCAAAUAAAAGAUGUUACCUUAA